GCUGGUUAAGCUUUCUUCAUCGCAUCUAACCCCCAAUUCAUCAGUGUUAUAUCUUAGCUUCCUAAAAUGGCCACCGAGAGCUUUGGAUUCCAGGCUGAGAUCAGUCAAUUGCUUGACUUGAUCAUUAACACCUUCUACUCCAACAAGGAGAUCUUCCUUCGUGAAAUCAUCUCUAACGGAUCCGAUGCUCUCGAUAAAAUCCGUUAUGCUUCCCUAACUGACCCAUCCGCUCUCGACACUGAGAAGGAGCUCUACAUUCGUAUCGUUCCUGACAAGGAAAACGGCACCUUGACUCUCCGUGAUACUGGUGUAGGUAUGACCAAAGCUGAUAUGGUAAACAACCUUGGUACUAUCGCCAAGUCCGGUACAAAGGGUUUCAUGGAGGCCUUGAGCUCUGGUGCUGAUAUUUCUAUGAUUGGUCAAUUCGGUGUUGGUUUCUACUCUGCGUACCUUGUUGCCGAGCGUGUGCAGGUUAUCUCUAAGCACAACGAUGACGAGCAAUACAUUUGGGAGUCUGCUGCAGGUGGUACUUUCACCAUUACCCCUGACACUGUCAACCCUCCUCUCGGUCGUGGUACUGAGAUCCGCCUGUACCUCAAGGAGGAUCAGCUCGAGUAUCUGGAGGAGAAGAAGAUCAAGGAUAUCGUCAAGAAGCACUCUGAGUUCAUUUCAUAUCCCAUUCAACUUGCCGUGACGAAAGAGGUCGAAAAGGAGGUUGAGGAUGACGAGGAAGCCGCUGAGGAGGAAGAGGAUGCUGACAAGCCCAAGAUUGAGGAGGUUGAAGAUGAGGAUGAGAAGCCCAAAGAGAAGAAGACCAAGAAGAUCAAGGAGCAGGAGACUACCAACGAAGAGCUCAACAAGACGAAGCCUAUCUGGACGCGCAAUCCCCAGGACAUCACGGCUGACGAGUACGGCGCUUUCUACAAAUCGUUGACUAACGACUGGGAGGAGCAUCUCGCUGUAAAGCAUUUCUCCGUAGAAGGACAGCUCGAGUUCAAAGCUAUUCUCUACAUUCCUAAACGUGCACCUUUCGAUCUCUUCGAGACGAAAAAGAAGCGCAACAACAUCAAACUUUACGUUCGCCGUGUCUUCAUCAUGGACGACUGUGAAGAUCUCAUUCCCGAGUAUCUCAACUUCGUGAAGGGUAUCGUUGACUCAGAGGAUCUUCCUCUCAACAUCUCUCGUGAGACCCUUCAGCAGAACAAGAUUCUCAAGGUCAUCCGCAAGAACAUUGUCAAGAAGUGCAUGGACUUGUUCAGCGAGAUCGCAGAGGACAAGGACAACUUUGCCAAAUUUUACGAGUCUUUCGGAAAGAACUUGAAGCUCGGUAUCCACGAAGACGCUCAGAACCGCAGCAAGCUUGCUGAGUUCUUGCGCUUCUACUCUACGAAAGCGACCGAAGAGCAGACCUCGUUGAAAGAUUACAUCACUCGUAUGCCGGAGGUGCAAAAGUCGGUUUACUAUCUCACUGGUGAAUCUCUGGCUGCCGUUCGCGAUUCACCAUUCCUUGAGGUCCUUAAGAAGAAGGGCUUCGAGGUUCUCCUGCUCGUUGACCCCAUUGAUGAAUACGCCAUUACUCAGCUGAAAGAGUUCGAUGGCAAGAAGCUUAUCUGUGUCUCGAAGGAAGGGCUGGAACUCGAGGAAACCGAGGAGGAGAAGAAAACUCGUGAAGAGGAGGCUGCUCAAUUCAGCGACCUAUGCACCACGAUCAAGGAAGCCCUCGGUGACAAGGUUGAGAAGGUUGUUGUCUCGAACCGUAUCACCGACUCUCCUUGCGUUCUUGUCACUGGUCAAUUUGGAUGGUCAUCCAACAUGGAACGAAUCAUGAAAGCCCAGGCUCUUCGUGACUCUUCGAUGUCGUCAUACAUGGCCUCGAAGAAGACUCUUGAGCUUAACCCCUCGCAUGCCAUUAUCAAAGAGCUUAAGAGAAAGGUCGCUGAGGACAAGGCUGACAAGUCUGUUCGCGAUUUGACUUACCUUCUCUUCGAGACUGCUCUCCUUACCUCCGGCUUCUCGCUUGAUGACCCCACGUCGUUCGCCAAACGUAUUAACCGUAUGAUUUCGCUUGGUCUUGACGUUGAUGAUGAAGAGGAGGAAGCUGAGCCAGCGGCUGGCGCUGAUGCCUCUCCACCAGUGGAGACUGCUUCGACGUCUGCCAUGGAGGAAAUCGACUAAAUGUAGCAUAUGUAUUAACGACCCUUUUACUCUUUUUACUAUUGUCAUUGAUAUCGCACUUUUCUUUUUCACUUGGUUGCAUCUUACGAGCUGGUAUUAAAAAAAUUCAUCUAGUACUGCAUGAAUACAAGAUAUAUUCCACAUG
This is a messenger RNA of Serpula lacrymans var. lacrymans S7.9, 2320 nucleotides long. RefSeq lists its product as uncharacterized. The record is from RefSeq and is a predicted model, not a curated record. Gene Ontology annotation, molecular function: ATP hydrolysis activity; ATP-dependent protein folding chaperone; ATP binding. Gene Ontology annotation, cellular component: perinuclear region of cytoplasm; protein-containing complex; cytosol. Bases 67 to 2175 code for a protein of 702 amino acids. Gene Ontology annotation, biological process: protein folding; protein stabilization; cellular response to heat. Lineage: Eukaryota; Fungi; Basidiomycota; Agaricomycetes; Boletales; Serpulaceae. The transcript is spliced from 9 exons.